Hibiscus syriacus is the source of this 2602-nucleotide messenger RNA. RefSeq names its product putative cyclic nucleotide-gated ion channel 13. The transcript has 9 exons. The record is from RefSeq and is a predicted model, not a curated record. The coding region runs from base 295 to 2457 and encodes 720 amino acids. Gene Ontology annotation, molecular function: monoatomic ion channel activity; protein binding. Gene Ontology annotation, cellular component: membrane. Lineage: Eukaryota; Viridiplantae; Streptophyta; Magnoliopsida; Malvales; Malvaceae. Gene Ontology annotation, biological process: monoatomic ion transport; transmembrane transport.
UAUCCAUGUUCUAAAAGGGCUGCCCCCCCUCCCCCCUUCUCAAACGAAAUUUCCCCUCCAUUUUCUAUUUUUUCCGCCUUCCUUUGUUUUUAUGCCUUUAUGACACCUUAAACAAACUGCUUGUCCCUCUGUUUCUCGUUCGUUUGGUCUGAAAAUCUACAGAAUCAAUGCAAACACAUCUUCAUACACGAAAUCAAAAGUUAAAUCUUUCUUAGUCUUGACUUUUGUUAUCAAGGGUUUUGAUUUUGUACAAGAGUUAGAUAACUCUCGAAGUUGAACUUGGUUGCAUAUGAGAUGAAACUACCCCAGAAAUUGGCCGAAAUCAUGACUUUCCGGCGUGACAAAUUUUUAAGAUUCCACGAUUGGAGUUCAGAUGAUGGAUCAUUUACAAUGAAACUUAGGCCAUCGUUUGGUGCUGUUAUGGAUCGUGUCCGGAUGGUAUUCGAGAAUUGGUCUGGAAGGAUUAGAAGCUUAAAAAAACCAGUGAUCUUUGGUUCUUUGGGCAAAAAACGACCAAGAAAAGACAAGGCAUUGGGUACCAGGAAGAGGAUUCUUAAUCCACAAGGAGAGUUUCUUCAGACAUGGAACAAAAUGUUCCUUCUUUCGUGUGCCGUUGCUCUGGCUGUUGAUCCUUUGUUUUUCUACAUCCCUGUGGUUGAUGACUACAAGAAGUGCCUUGACUUGGACAAAAGACUGGGGACCAUUGCUAGCGUCCUCCGUACAUUUGUCGACGCCUUUUAUAUAAUUCACAUCGUCUUUCAGUUCCGCACCGCAUUCAUUGCCCCGUCGUCUCGUGUUUUCGGUAGGGGUGAGUUGAUCGACGAUCCCAGGGCGAUCGCAAAGCUGUAUUUGUGCAAGAACUUCUUCAUCGAUAUUCUGGCAAUUCUUCCACUUCCGCAGGUGGUAGUCGUAAUCAUAAUUCCUGCGCUGAAAGGCCCAGUUUCAUUGGUCACAAAGGAGUUGUUGAAAUCCAUUAUUUUCUGCCAAUACGUGCCGAGGAUCCUUCGAAUCAUCCCUCUUUUCAAAGAAGUUACGAGCACUUCCGGUAUACUUACCGAGACAGCAUGGGCUGGUGCUGCUUUGAAUCUCUUCCUCUACAUGCUAGCCAGUCAUGCAGUCGGAGCCUUUUGGUACUUGUUCUCAAUCGAACGACAAGACCGGUGCUGGCGCAAUGCUCUAGGCAGUGGUGACAAAGGCGCUCUGUACUGUUUUAAAGAAACAACCCCGGUAAGAAACGAGACAUUAGUGAAUCUGCUGAAUACUACCUGCCCUUUAACCAAACCCGACGACAUAAACGGUUCUGAUGUCUUCAACUUCGGGAUAUUCAUCGAUGUACUUGAUUCUGGUUUGGUCGGAACAAAGAAUUUUCCGAAAAAGUUCUUUUACUGCUUUUGGUGGGGUUUGCGUAAUCUAAGUUCUUUAGGCCAAAAUCUCAAAACAAGCACUUUCGAGCUUGAGAUACUCUUUGCUAUUGCUAUUUCCAUUGGUGGGUUGAUUCUGUUUGCACUGCUUAUUGGGAAUAUGCAGAAAUAUCUGCAAUCAACAGGAGUCAGAGUGGAGGAAAUGAGAGUGAAAAGGCAAGAUGCAGAGCAAUGGAUGUCCCACAGGAUGCUUCCCGAGAACCUGAGGGAACGCAUUAGGCGAUACGAGCAGUACAAAUGGCAAGAAACCAGAGGCGUCGAAGAAGAGAAUCUCAUUGCUAACCUUCCCAGAGAUCUCAGGAGAGAUAUAAAAAGACAUCUUUGCUUGGAUCUUCUCAAAAGAGUGCCCAUGUUUGACAAAAUGGAUGAACAACUAUUAGAUGCAAUGUGUGAUCGUCUGAAGCCGGUGCUUUACACCGACAAGAGCUGCAUUCUCCGAGAAGGGGAUCCGGUGGAGGAGAUGUUGUUUAUCAUCCGAGGGAAUCUGACAAGUACGACCACCAACGGUGGAAGAACCGGUUUCUUUAACUUGGCUAAUCUCAAGGCUGGUGACUUUUGCGGUGAUGAUCUCCUUACUUGGGCCUUGGAUCCCCAAUCAUCGUCUAAUCUACCGAUUUCGACGAGAACGGUGCAGGCACAGAAAGAAGUUGAAGCUUUCGCUCUAAUGGCGGAUGACUUGAAGUUUGUGGCCUCUCAGUUUCGACGCCUUUCCAGCAAGCAGUUCAUGCACACUUUCAAGUACUACUCCGUGCGAUGGCAGACAUGGGCAGCGUCGUUUAUACAAGCAGCUUGGCGUCGGCACUGCAAGAGGAAGCUUGUAAAGUCUCUACGCGAAGCAGAGGAAUUGGCUUUGAACAAAGAGAGUGAAGCCUCCGCGACGGCGAGCCUUGGUGCCACUCUUUACGCAUCAAAAUUCGCUGUGAAUGCUUUACGAACGCUGCGGAGCAACGGUUCACAAAGCGCCAGAUUGCCUCAAAGAUUGUCGCCGUUGCUUCCUCAAAAGCCAGCCGAGCCUGAUUUUAGUGCUGAAGAAUAAUUUUAUUAGUUUGAUUAAGAGUUUUGAGCUUCCAUUACAAUACAAUAAAUUCGGGACAAGCUUGUUUAUAGUGGUUUAAUCUAAACAUAUGCAUGUAUGGCGUUUGUAAAGGUAAAUAGUUAUUAGAAUGUGCAAGUAUUAAGGA